AUGAAAUUAAUGACCAACAAACAACAAAUGCUUCACAUUGAAGUCCAUCAUCAGCAGUCAUUGCUUCAACAAGCUUUGAAAUUCCUUUUACAUUUAUUUGAAUUCAAUUUAACCCCCCAAAUGUCUCAAUUCCGUUCUCUUGCUUUUCAAAACCAACCAACUAUCAUAACAAACAUCCCUUGGCUGACUUAUAAGUGGAAGAAAGACAAAAAAAAAGAUAAAGAAGCAUUUCAAAUAAUCAAUUAUGUUAGAAUAAUUUAUGCUUCAACUACUUAA
Messenger RNA from Clunio marinus, 276 nucleotides. NCBI's taxonomy places the organism in Eukaryota, Metazoa, Arthropoda, Insecta, Diptera, Chironomidae. The record is from the annotation of a GenBank genome assembly.